Zymoseptoria tritici IPO323 is the source of this 705-nucleotide messenger RNA. RefSeq names its product riboflavin synthase alpha chain. The transcript is spliced from 2 exons. The record is from RefSeq and is a predicted model, not a curated record. Gene Ontology annotation, biological process: riboflavin biosynthetic process. NCBI's taxonomy places the organism in Eukaryota, Fungi, Ascomycota, Dothideomycetes, Mycosphaerellales, Mycosphaerellaceae. Bases 1 to 705 code for a protein of 234 amino acids. Gene Ontology annotation, molecular function: riboflavin synthase activity.
AUGUUCACCGGCAUAGUAGAAGUAAUAGGCAAUGUCUCCUCCCUCAUCUCACACGACGAGUCCUCCUCCGGCGGCUCCGGCACCUCUCUUACAAUCUCCUCCGCCUCCGAAAUCCUAGACGACUGCCAUCUCGGCGACAGCAUCAGCAUAAACGGAACAUGCCUCACAGUCACCGAAUUCGACAAGGACAGCUUCAAAGUUGGUGUAAGCCCAGAGACAUUACGACGAACAAAUCUCGGCGACCUCAAAGUCGGGUCGGGCGUGAACCUCGAACGAGCAGUCAGCAGCUCCACCCGAAUGGGCGGACACUUUGUACAAGGCCACGUCGACACCGUUGCGACGAUCGCAGACAAGAGGGAGGAUGGGAACGCAGUCACAUACCGCUUGUCACCGCGGGAUAAGAGCGUGCUAAGAUAUGUGGUGGAGAAAGGAUAUGUCACGUUGGAUGGCGCGAGUUUAACGGUCACGGCGGUGGAGGAUGGAGAAGAGGGGUGGUGGGAGGUGAUGUUGAUUGCGUAUACGCAGGGGAAGGUAGUGAUGGGAGGGAAGGGCGUGGGAGAGGGAGUCAAUGUGGAGGUGGAUAUGGUGGGCAAGUAUGUGGAGAAGAGCGUGGCGGCGUACUUUGAGGGUGCGGGAGAGGGAGGAGGGAAGGUGUUGGAGAAGAUGGUGAACAGGUUGGUGGAGGAGAGAUUGGCGAAGCAAUGA